Molecule: messenger RNA, 678 nt
Organism: Acanthisitta chloris (rifleman)
Lineage: Eukaryota; Metazoa; Chordata; Aves; Passeriformes; Acanthisittidae
Gene: PSMF1
Product: proteasome (prosome, macropain) inhibitor subunit 1 (PI31)
Exons: 6
Biological process (GO): proteasome-mediated ubiquitin-dependent protein catabolic process
Molecular function (GO): proteasome binding; endopeptidase inhibitor activity
Source: RefSeq, a predicted model, not a curated record
GCAGGUCCUGAUGAGAGGAAGUCAGAGCUGCUUCCCACCGGCUGGGAAGCCAACAAGGAGGUGUAUACGCUGCGCUACAAGUCCACGGAUGAUGCUCGUGAGCUGCUGCUGAAGGCCAUCAUGGUGGAGGACAAUAUGAUCCUCAAUGUUAUGGAUCGCAGCUCUCAGAAGGUGGCAGAUGUGACCUUGGCAGUGGCUGACUACAUCAACCCAGAGCACCUGGACGAUUUCCACAAGGUGUACAAGAACACUGAGGAGCUGAGGACAAGGAUCUCUUCAGGCAUCAUCACUCCCCUCGGGGCCCCUGCAGAAAAGGCCAAAAAGGAGCCUGAGUCCAAAAAGGAUUUGCUCCGGGAUGACAACCCACUCCACAUCCCUCCCCGGCAGCCAACAGGCACGAUGGCCCCAUCCUGGCCUUCCCCCUUGAGUCCCUUUGCUGUUGGUGGGGAUGACCUGGACCCUCUUGGGAGUCGGGGCGGGGGAAUGAUCAUGGAUCCUCUCCGGUCUGGCUUCCCACGGCGUGGCAUUGACCCAUCAUCAGGCAUCCCAGGCCGACUUCCCCCGGGAGCUGUUCCACCAGGAGCUAGAUUUGACCCUUUUGGGCCGUUAGGAGCAGGACGAUCCGGGCCUGAUCCCGACCACCUUCCCCCUCCAGGCUACGAUGACAUGUUUAUGUGA